AUGCUGAAUACAAAUGGGGUACUACCACACAUUCGCAACCUCAUUGUUCUGGUGCUGGCAAACUUCCCAGACCUCUUGUAUCAAUCGAAUAGUCACAAACAACUUAGGAUCGAAGCAAAUCCAGCGAACCAUCCAAUCACUGUCCGAAUCAGUGAUAUGGCCGAUAUCAGCGUCGUAGUCGUCACAUUACGUGCGACGGAGAUAGGUCAGACGACUUCGUGCGAGGUUUCAUCUGAACAAGAGCUGUUAAGUGCCUUGGCACGCUAUGCCGGUGAUGAGGUACAAAUACUUGGCGGCCAUCCACAUCCCAAGUUAAGCCGAAUGGUACACUUGUGGGCAGGUUGUCGACGGUGGAGACAAACUAGACAAGGAUACAAGCAUGGUGCCAUAUCGACACAACGACGACGGGGUUUACGUGAUGUUAGCAGGCGCAAGGAAGACUGGAUUACGGAAAACGUUGUCAUCGAUCAGGCACUGAGCACGCUCAAGUGGACACAUAUUAGAAAAAUGGUUGAAAUAUCACCAUGGAGAGAACAACUACUCUUCCGACUCAAACACCGCGCACUCACACGAUGGGAUUCUAUAGCUCAGCACCCUGGAUGUGUCAUCUAG
Molecule: messenger RNA, 612 nt
Organism: Phytophthora megakarya
Lineage: Eukaryota; Oomycota; Peronosporomycetes; Peronosporales; Peronosporaceae
Source: the annotation of a GenBank genome assembly